UUUGUUUAUUACUAAACUCUUCUUUCUUGGGAAUUCUCCUGCUCUUUUUGACGAUCGCUCGCGAUCGCGGAUGUCUUCAAUGAUUUCUCUUGAUUCCGCUCGUAUUCUCUGCUUUCGUGGAAAAAACUCUCGCGGGCUUAUCCUCCAUUUUUCAUCCCCUAUAAUGAAAACCUCUCCCGAUGGAACAAGACUUACCCAUCGCCAUGGGUCGACACUGCUUUAGCUUAGGAUGAGAAUUAUGUUGAGCAGUCGCGCGUUGAACUUGAACCAGAAAAGAGCUACAACAUCCAGCAAGCACCUUCGGAAGGUAACGAUCGAUUUGCAAAACUGUGAGUUAAACAUCAACUAAGAUGCUACGAGUCACGCUGUUGCUGUUCGUAGCAAUGGUCGCAAUUGUUUCUGCCGGGCCAACGGUAAGAAAGGAUGAUGCGGCCAACGCCAUUACAACAUCCACCGCGGUGCCAGAAGCGAAACCACCGGCAACUGACGAACCUCCGGUGGGCGAAAGCGCUUCAACUCCAGGUUCCAAGCUCCAGGUCAGUAAUGAUGAACAAUCGAGCAAUGCCACGAGCACCGUUGCUAGUGCAAUGCAAACAACGGGAACCGAAUCAACAACGGCAGCGUUGUCCACAACAGUGACAUCGUCGACGAGCAAACCAACAACAGUGUCGACGACACUAUCUACCACGACAAAACCCCCAGUCAGCGGAGUGCCGACUGCACCAACGAUUAAGCCUCCGCGUAAAACGAUCACCUUCGAUCAACGCCAAGAAGGCAAAUACAACAUUCGCGCCGAUUUGGAAAACUUUGUAAUCGUGGUUGUCCCAUCUGGCUCUUCGUCCGGUGCAUCGUUGCUCGAUUUGCUGACCCGUUCGGCACAUAAGAAGGAUGCACAUCACCAAACACGCAAAACAUCCCACAAACGCAAGAACAACAAAGCCCACGGUGUGCAGAAGAAGAUCUCCCAGGUAACACCGGAAGUAAUUGUACUGGACGAGAACCACCAACGGUCGGGUCAGCUCGAGACGGAAGAGUUCAUCGAGGGCCGUACACCAUACAAGGUGGACCUGUCCAGCAGUGCGCGUAGCGUUGAUGGAGCCGACACGGAUGCUGGACCGAAUUCGUCGGACCGUAAACCGUCGUUUACGUUCAGUGUGGAACCGGCGUCAUCGAGCCGUUUGAUUCGGUUCCCUGCCUCGUCAGGUAACUAUCCCCAUCCGCAUACCGCCCGGGCUUUCUCGGUCGAUGGGCAUGGCAACGGGCGGGCCCUGCGGGUAGGCGGGUAUCCUAACACUAACACCCUGGUAGUAGCCGCUGGUAGUAGUAGUGACACUAACAAUCACCUCCUUCCUGGUGACGGGGACAACCCACAACGUGACGGAACCACCUCCCUGCUACUGCUUCGCCGGAGCGACGACGCCGGAAACGUGGCCGAACCGGAACGUGACGGUAUCGCCGGGGACAACGGGUUGGUCGUGUACCAUUCUCACCAUCCACCUUCCUCCUUCGACAGCCUAGAGUUUGAGCCGUUGCGCUCCGACGUCGACAUGACGCAGCUCCAGCUACAGUCGGACAACGAAUUCCGCUACGACGAUCUAGAGCAGAACGAUGCCGACACACUGGACGGGGACUGGGACGAGCUGCGACUACUCGGCGCACAGGAACAGUGCGGUCCGGACCGGAAGCGGGACAGCUAUGGCGUAUGUCAGUUUGUGCAACCAUGAACCGCGCAGCCCCGGUUCUGCGUAGCAGAUUUUUUUUGUUAGUGAUAAGCUCGUAUGUUAAGUGUGCUAGGACGGAUGAUCUCCCGCAGCUCGUGCGAUUCGCGAGCUUUGCCGGGGUGCUUUUGCGCUAAAAGAAACUGCCUUCUAAUGCUGUUUUAUUUAUUGAUGCCAUCGUGCCAAAUAAAAGCUAUAUUCUACUCGA
This is a messenger RNA of Anopheles funestus (African malaria mosquito), 1926 nucleotides long. RefSeq lists its product as uncharacterized. NCBI's taxonomy places the organism in Eukaryota, Metazoa, Arthropoda, Insecta, Diptera, Culicidae. The record is from RefSeq and is a predicted model, not a curated record. The transcript has a single exon. Bases 351 to 1724 code for a protein of 457 amino acids.